AUGGAAAAGAUCACAAUAAGCACAUUGUUGUAAAGAGAGUUGAAAAGAUAUUCAGAUCGAGGAUUAGGUUUGAUAUUCGGUAUAGUUUGGGGAUUAUUGCUACUUAAGUUUGUGCCACCAUUUGCAAGAUUCAUUUGGCCAAUCGCAUUAAAUUUCAUUGCUUAAUAUGAAGUAGAGAGAUGGAAGUUUAUCUUUUACUUUACUUGGCUAUUUAACUGCACUUGGUAUUUUUUCAUCAACUUAUGCUUUUGUUUGAUCUAUAAACUAGAAUGGAAAAUAUUUGAGAGAAGCAGGGUUCAUAAUGAACCUUGGCCUUGGAAGGUAAAUUAAAAAGAGUGGAGAAAGUAACUCAAUAAGACUUUGAAAGUUAUAUUUCUGAAUAAUUUCGUCAUUAUUCCUAGCUUGGUGUUGAUGUAAGCCUAAAUAUUUGGAACUGAGAGCACUUACUCUUUCGAGAUUGAAGAGCUUCCAGAUGCUAAAACAUUCUUCCUUCAAACUACUUUCUGCAUGUUGCUAGAAGAUUUUUUAUUUACUCUGUCUCAUAGGUUACUCCAUAUCCCUUUCUUUUACAAAAGGGUUCACAAAUAGCAUCAUCAAUACAAUAUAUCGAUUGGAAUCUGUGCUGAAUACGCUCAUCCUAUUGAGUUUGUGUUUGGAAAUUCAAUUCCAUUCGCUAUUCCAUGCUUGAUUCUCGGAAGAAAAAUGCAUGCCUUCACUUAUUUGCUUUGGAAUGUAUACAGAGUAGCUAAUACAGUUUAUGGUCACUCAGGAUAUGAAUUUGAUUGGGUAUUCUCAGAUCUUUUACCAUUCAUGGCUACAGCAAGAUAUCAUGAUUUUCAUCACAGUCACAAUGUUGGUAAUUACAGUGGAUCAUUCAUUUUCUGGGACAUUAUAUUUGAAUGGAAUAAAGAUUACUAUAAGCAUUACGCUAAGAUAGAAUAAUAAUCUAAAUAGACAAAAACUGAAUGA
Messenger RNA from Stylonychia lemnae, 969 nucleotides. The record is from the annotation of a GenBank genome assembly. Lineage: Eukaryota; Ciliophora; Spirotrichea; Sporadotrichida; Oxytrichidae.